Messenger RNA from Pyricularia pennisetigena, 696 nucleotides. RefSeq lists its product as uncharacterized. The transcript is spliced from 2 exons. Gene Ontology annotation, biological process: ribosomal large subunit biogenesis. The annotation marks the transcript as partial. The record is from RefSeq and is a predicted model, not a curated record. Gene Ontology annotation, cellular component: nucleolus. NCBI's taxonomy places the organism in Eukaryota, Fungi, Ascomycota, Sordariomycetes, Magnaporthales, Pyriculariaceae.
CUACUCAGGAUCGAGACGUGCUAUUUCUGUUCCAGGCCGGCCUACCCAGGCAAGGGCAUACAGUUCGUGAGGAACGAUGCCCGGGUAUUUCGGUUCUGCAGGAGUAAAUGCCACAAGAACUUCAAGAUGAAGCGCAACCCCCGCAAGCUCAAGUGGACAAAGGCCUUCCGCAAGGCGGCCGGCAAGGAGAUGACGGUCGACUCGACGCUGCAGUUGGCGGCACGGCGCAACGUCCCCGUGCGCUACAACCGCGACCUGUUCCAAAAGACGCUCAAGGCCAUGGACCGCAUCGCCGAGAUCCGGGCCCGCCGCGAGCGCGUGUUUUACAAGAAGCGCAUGGCCGGCAAGCGCGAGCGCGAGGUCGCCGCCGCGCGCAAGCUCGUCGCCGAGAACGAGCAUCUCCUGCCGCGCCUCCGCGGCUCCGAGAAGCGCCGCAUCGCAGAGGAGCGCGGCAUCACGGUCGAGGAGGUCGAGGAGAUGUCGGUCGGGGAGAUGGUCGAGAAGGCCAAGCAGUCCAAGAAGGCGGGCAAGAGCAAGCUCUUUGGCAAGGAGAUUCUGCGCCAGAGGGUGCGGGCGGAUGGUGGCGUCGACACCGUGGUGGAGAGGACGGUCGGUGCCGGCGAGGGCGACGACGACGACGACGAUGCGGAGUGGGGCAGCGACGCCGACGACGUGGAUGGCAUGGACACGGACUAG